AUGUUGGUAGUGGGAAACCACGGCUUCCUAACCCCCAGCUGUCACACACAAGGACGGAUAUGUCACUCGUCCACUGAUUAUGUCAGAUAUCAGGAUAGGACCUCGGCUAAUCGACUUGGGGUGCCGACGCCGCUCAGGCGGUACAAAGGCGUAGGAAGAAGAAGAAGAAGAACAUUUGAGCACUUCAAACACCUCGGAAAGCUAUUCUUCGUUCUGAAUCAAUAAAAGGUUUCUCGGAAACCAAUGAAAGACCAAGAAUCGCCGAUUACCCAACUUAUUAUACUCGAUCCUUGUACCCGAGUACUCGAUUAGUUGAUCCGUUAAUCCAUCGAGAUGUAGUGGUCCGGUGGCCGAAACAAUGGCGCUGCCGUGUCAUAUAAUCCCGACAGCUGCACGACCUCGCCUCACUUGGAUGACCCGUGCCGCGCUGCUUCCGACGCCAGAAGUUUCUUAA
Molecule: messenger RNA, 454 nt
Organism: Caenorhabditis auriculariae
Lineage: Eukaryota; Metazoa; Nematoda; Chromadorea; Rhabditida; Rhabditidae
Source: the annotation of a GenBank genome assembly